AUGAUAUUUAUGAAAACAGUCAAAUUUGGCGCCUGGACGAUAAAGUAUGAUAAAGAUCGAAACUUUAAUAUUAAAAACAAUGAGCACAAAGAUUUAGUUAACCAAAGCUCUUCCGAUAACACUUUUCCUAGAUAUAAUUGCAGGAAUGAUAAUAAUAAUUAUUUCAGACCUAAUAAUAAUUUUAGAAAUAAUUUUAGACAAAAUUAUGAUAAUAGAGAUAAUAAUUAUAAUAGGAAUAGAAAUAGGAAUUACGAUAAUAAUAAUUUUAGAUGCUAUGAUAGGAAUUACUGUAAUAAUAAUUUUAGAUAUCAUUAUAAUUAUAAUAACUAUAACUACAACAAUUAUCGCUACAACAAUAAUAACCAAUCUAAUUACGGUAGAAAUAAUACAUGGCAUGAUAAUAAUCAGAGGAAACAUAUCCAAUAUGGUGAUCAAAAUCGCAAUAAUUAUCAAUCCUAUAGUAACAAUUCAAAUAAUUAUAGAGGUAGCGACAACUAUCAGAGAAAGCAAAUACAAUAUAACAACAACGACCAUAAUAUGAAUAUUGAAAAAAUUGUUAAAGAGAAAGUCGAUUCUACAAAAAACAAAGAUGAUAACAAUUUUAACAUUAACAAUUUAUCUGGGGACAUGCUUAAUGAUAAAGAUAAGGCAUUUAUGACUACUUUAAAAGUGAAUGAUAUUAUAACAACUAUGCAAGUUGACAAGGGUUCCAAAUACACCAUUAUACUUCAUGAACAGGGUUGCCAUGUCUCCCCCCAUCAGCGAGAGACUUCCGUAAUUUAUUAG
Gordionus sp. m RMFG-2023 is the source of this 786-nucleotide messenger RNA. Its product is annotated as GATA zinc finger domain-containing protein 14-like. The transcript has a single exon. The coding region runs from base 1 to 786 and encodes 261 amino acids. Lineage: Eukaryota; Metazoa; Nematomorpha; Gordioida; Chordodea; Parachordodidae. The record is from RefSeq and is a predicted model, not a curated record.